AUGGCACAGUCUAUUCAUUCAUUCAUUCAUUCAUUCAUUCAUUCAUUCAUUCAUUCAUUCAUUCAUUCAUUCAUUCAUUCAUUCUCUAUCUAUCUAUCUAUCUAUCUAUCUAUCUAUCUAUCUAUCUAUCUAUCUAUCUAUCUAUCUAUCUCAGUCUGUUCAUUCAUUAUCUAUCUAUCUAUCUAUCUAUCUAUCUAUCUAUCUAUCUAUCUGUCUGUCUGUCUGUCUAUCUAUCUAGCUAUUGAUAUACCACCUCUUUAUCGUUGUGCCUACUUUUUCCUGGCCCUUGAGUAUUGUGGGCAGUACCCAGCUCUCGAUCGUUGCGCCUGUCUUUACAGUCUUUACGCCUUUGAGUAUUCGGGGCAGUACCCACCUCUUUAUCGUUGUGCUUACCUUUUCCUGGCCCUUGAGUAUUGUGGGCAGCACCCAUCUUUCGAUCGUUGUGCCUGUCUUUACAGUCUUUACAUUGGUUUUACGACAAAGAAAAGCUUCCACCUCUCUCCACCCCAGAGAUCAUUAAUCGUUUUGGAUUCUUUCCAUUCCUCCUUCUACCUCUUCAAUGUCCUUAGAUCCUUAAUCAUACGAGAUCUAUCUAUCUAUCUAUCUAUCUAUCUAUCUAUCUAUCUAUCUAUCUGUGCGCUAUCCUGA
Messenger RNA from Acanthosepion pharaonis, 648 nucleotides. NCBI's taxonomy places the organism in Eukaryota, Metazoa, Mollusca, Cephalopoda, Sepiida, Sepiidae. The record is from the annotation of a GenBank genome assembly.